AUUAGUACAUUCAGAAACCACAUUCAGUAAGCUCAUCUUUUGAAGAAAAAAAAAUGGAGAGAAAAUCUCAAGCCAAACCAAUUCUCUUCUUCUUUGUUUUAGUUUCGGCACUAAUCGAAACUUCCUACGCCGGUGACAUCGCCAUCUAUUGGGGCCAAAAUGGUAACGAGGGUACCCUGAGUGAUACAUGUGCCACCGGCAGAUAUAAAUACGUUAACAUAGGUUUCCUUAACACCUUCGGCAAUGGUGCCACUCCUGGACUCAACUUGGCCGGUCACUGUAGUCCAGCAUCCAACGGUUGCACCUCUCUUAGCGGUGAAAUAAAAAGUUGUCAAAACCAAGGAAUCAAGGUCAUGCUCUCCCUUGGAGGUGGCGCGGGAAGCUACUCACUCGCUUCUCAAGAAGACGCCAAAAGCGUAGCUGAUUAUCUAUGGAACAACUUCUUGGGCGGUACCUCGUCUUCUCGUCCGUUGGGUGAUGCUGUGUUGGACGGAAUUGAUUUUGAUAUUGAGGCUGGGUCAGGUCAAUAUUGGGAUGACCUUGCUCGUUCUUUAUCAGCUUAUAGUAGCCAAGGAAGAAAGGUGUAUUUAACAGCAGCUCCUCAGUGUCCAUUUCCUGAUGCUCACUUGGGAACUGCCAUUAAUACAGGUCUCUUUGACUACGUAUGGAUUCAGUUUUAUAACAAUCCCCUGGCUCAAUGCCAAUACGCUUCGGGCAACACCAAAGACAUUUUGAAUUCGUGGAACCAAUGGACUUCUAUAAAUGCAGGAAGUAUAUUUUUAGGGUUGCCGGCAUCACCGGAGGCGGCUGGAAGUGGAUAUAUUCCACCGGAUGUAUUAACUUCUCAAAUUCUUCCGACGAUCAAAAGUUCAGGCAAGUAUGGUGGUGUUAUGCUUUGGUCAAAGUUCUUUGACAAUGAUUACAGUGCCGCUAUUAUAAAUAGCGUGUGAGCAAAGUCUUGCUACUUCUCGUUCUCUCUUAAGGACACUGCCUUAACGCGGUCUUCUUUAACAGGAUAAUAAUUUUGAGAGAGAAUUAUAUUUCAAUAUUUUCCCUUAUGUAUUGAUUAUCCUUCACAUAUAGAAUUUAAGAAAUAAAUAAGUGUAAACUAUUAAGAUAAUUUAACCAAAAA
Messenger RNA from Gossypium raimondii (Peruvian cotton), 1132 nucleotides. Its product is annotated as hevamine-A. The record is from RefSeq and is a predicted model, not a curated record. Gene Ontology annotation, biological process: carbohydrate metabolic process. Gene Ontology annotation, cellular component: extracellular region. The transcript has a single exon. Gene Ontology annotation, molecular function: chitinase activity. The coding region runs from base 54 to 950 and encodes 298 amino acids. NCBI's taxonomy places the organism in Eukaryota, Viridiplantae, Streptophyta, Magnoliopsida, Malvales, Malvaceae.